CUAAACUACUACAAAAAUGGUGAAAUUACUCUUUUCUCAAAAAAAAAAAAAUGGUAUCUUUACGAAUGGAAUAUGUUAAUGGAAAAAAAACUGAAAUAAAAAAGUCAAAAAAUUGAAGGAAUUUUUUUUAUUUUUUUUUUCUUUUCGAUUGGACGGCGUUUGAAACCGAAGGAAGCGCUCUAUAUAUAUCCAAAACCCAAACAGAGGAGCAUAUAAAACAAAAAAGAGGUCGAAAACUGUUUUGGAGAACCUCAACUUGAGAAGGUAAAGAAAGAAAAAAAAGAACAUAUUUUAAGAGAGAGAGAGGGGCUUAGAUAGAUUCAAGAGAGAGAAAGAAGAGAAGGGUGUCGGAGAUCUUGUCAGAUCGGAACCGGAGCUGCAAGCAAAGCCUCUCACAUUCUAGCUGUUGGUGUUGAAUUUGCAAUUGUCAUGGGCAGGGAACUUUCAGGUUUGGAUAUGGAGAAGAAGCCAAAUGGUAUUUCUCAUGAUAGAGUUCAUGCUGCUCCGACAACAUCGGACGACAGCUCUGAAGCGAAGGACUACGAAGUAAAGGAAUGUACUGAAGAGAAUUCGGUUAUUGAGAAACAUCAAGAGGAGCAAGCUGUUCUAGGAGUUAAAAGCAUAAAUCUUGAUGAGGGCCUGUCCGAGGCCAAAAACGAGAAAUCUGCAGCUCAGAAGUCUAGCUCUCCUCCUUCAAAAUCACCCGUUGGCAAUGGACGUACGAAGUGCACUGUUCCUCAUCCUUUUGCUCUGGCAACUGGAAAGCGUGGUUCUUCCGCAAAAACUGUUGGAACUGAAACUGCAGCAGCAUAUGGUAACAGUGUGCUAUCUCCUAACUCAACAAGGAAUAUACAGCCAAGUUCUCCUUUAACAUCAAGGAAGUUAUGGCAAUCUGAAAACAGGAAGCAUGCUGAUGAAGAAGACAAUUGGUCUGUUGCUUCCUCUACUGCUGCAUCUGUUCGAACACUCAAAUCCAGGGUUACUGUUGGACAAGCUCCAACUUUUCGAUGCUCUCAACGUGCAGAGAAGCGAAAGGAGUUUUACACAAAAUUGGAAGAAAAACACCAAGCUAUGGAAGCAGAGAGAAGCCAGUUUGAAGCAAGGACCAGGGAAGAGCAAGAAGAAGCACUCAGACAGCUUAGGAGGAACUUGGUGAUCAAAGCAAAUCCAGUACCUAACUUUUACUAUGAGGGCCCUCCGCCCAAGGCAGAGCUCAAGAAGCUGCCAUUGACCCGGCCUAAGUCGCCCAAGCUGAACAAAACUAACCGGAGAAAGAGCUGUGGUGAUGCAAUCGUUGCUUCACACGAGGAAAAGGAAAGGUCUGCUCGGAUGCAACGUCACAGCAUCGGAAGUAACAAAGAAGGCACCGCCUCCUCCAUUACUCCCAAAAGUAAGGCUGCGAUCAGUAGACGGAGCAGUAGUGACUCCAACGGUACCUGGAAAGUCAAAGACCGAUACAAACAGGAAAAUGAUGAUACGAAGACAGCUCCUUCUAAGAUUGCCGACCAGGCGAAUGUAGACAUCGCGGUUCAUUCAUGAACUUGUAGGUUUUUAUCUUCUAAUUCAUGCGAGGAAGAAUAUAAGAAAAAGGAAAAACAAAAGAAAAGAAAAAAGGUCUUGAAUUUGCCUAGUUAUCUUAUUAUGGAUUCUGAAUGAAAAUAGCUUUAUUUUCACGUUAAAUGACUAUUUCAUGUGAUUUUGUGUUGUGAAUUGUAUAUGUUUUGUAAUCGACAUUGGCACUAGUACAUAUGUUGUCAUAUAUAAGAAGAGUCGUCCAUUUUAGUAUGGACCAAAAAUGUAAUCUUUCAUCUAAUCUUCAUGUUAGGAGGAGAACUUGUUUGCUUA
Molecule: messenger RNA, 1845 nt
Organism: Cannabis sativa
Lineage: Eukaryota; Viridiplantae; Streptophyta; Magnoliopsida; Rosales; Cannabaceae
Product: protein WVD2-like 1
Exons: 7
Coding region: 430-1539 (369 amino acids)
Biological process (GO): microtubule cytoskeleton organization
Molecular function (GO): microtubule binding
Source: RefSeq, a predicted model, not a curated record